This is a messenger RNA of Monoraphidium neglectum, 1275 nucleotides long. RefSeq lists its product as hypothetical. The record is from RefSeq and is a predicted model, not a curated record. The coding region runs from base 1 to 1275 and encodes 424 amino acids. Gene Ontology annotation, molecular function: oxidoreductase activity. The transcript has 3 exons. NCBI's taxonomy places the organism in Eukaryota, Viridiplantae, Chlorophyta, Chlorophyceae, Sphaeropleales, Selenastraceae.
AUGACUUCCCUUGUCAGAGACCUGAACAUUGUGGUAUGCGGCGUCGGAGCGGAAGUGGCCGGCGGCGCGAUCCACGUCACGUCGACUUCAGGCGCGUCGGCACGCGGCCUCGUGGCCGGCGUCAACGCGGACGCGGCGGCUGUCGUGCCGGGAGCUGAUGCCAUCAUAAUCUCGCUGCCCGGCCCAGCCGUUGCCCCCAUGCUCGCGGAGCUGGCGCCCCACCUCGCGGCUCACCAGCUCGUGCUGCUGCUCAGGGGCAUGGGGCCGGCCAACUACAUGGCAUUCUCAAAGGCGGCUGAGGCUGCGCAGGGCCCUGGCACGCCGCUGCCCUUCUUUGCGGCCACCAAGGCGCUCCCUUGGGACUGCUGCGCCCUUUCCCCUGGGUGCGUGGUGGUGAGCGGCGGCCCGAUGGCGCGUGCCGUGCCGGUCGCGGCCGCGCCCGGCGCGCCGGCGGCGGCGCGGGCGGCGCUGCCGCAGCUGCUUGGCGGGCUGUUUCCUGGUACUGUCUUCGAGCUGCACGACACACCACUGGACACUGUUCUGGGGAUUGCAUACGGCCUGGAGCUGAACGCUUUGGUGCGCCCCGCCAUCAUGUACGGCACCUGGGCAGAAUGGGACGGCUCGCCGCUCGCGGCCCCGCCGCGCUUCUACCGCGAUGCGUCCCCCGCAGCCGCCGCCGCGGUCGACGGCCUCGCCGCCGACGCGCGCGCGGUCGUCUCCGCGCUCUGCGGUGCCCUGCGCGUCCCCAUGCCCAAGGGCAUCGCAGCGGGCCCGCGCGCCGUGCUCGCCGUGACGUGUCGCGGCCAGAUCGCCGACACCAGCACCACGCUCUCCGCACUGCGCACCAACGCCGCCCUCGAACGCGUGGAGCACCCCAUGUGCGCGGCCGCCGGCGGAGGGUGGCUGCCCGACUUCUCGUCGGCGCCGCUGUCCGAGGAUCUCCCCUGCGGCCUGGUGCCUGUGCGCGGCGUCGCAGAGAUCCUGGGCGUGGAGACGCCGUGGCUGGACCGCGUGAUCGGCUGGGCACAGCGCGUGACGGGGCGCGAGUGGCUGGUUGGCGGCCGGCUCGCGGGGCGCGACGUCGCAUGGAGCGACGCGCCGCAGCGCUUUGGCGCGCGCACGCUGCAGGCGCUCCUGGUGGCGGCCCCUGCGGCGGCUGCGAAGGUGGUGCAGCCUUUGCCGGCGGGCGGGACGGUGUCGGGCGCGCUCCAAGGGCCGGUUCCCCCGUGCUCGUCUCCCUUUGCGGGGAUCUCAAUUGUCCCCAGCCGAGCCUAA